Molecule: messenger RNA, 1847 nt
Organism: Hyla sarda
Lineage: Eukaryota; Metazoa; Chordata; Amphibia; Anura; Hylidae
Product: NXPE family member 3-like
Exons: 6
Coding region: 49-1659 (536 amino acids)
Source: RefSeq, a predicted model, not a curated record
CGCAGGGCGCUCUGUUAACUGCUCAUCUGCUGUCUGUGCACCGUAAACAUGAAGCAGAGGGGGGUCGCUGCUGUGGUUUUGGGAUUUUUAUGUGUUGGAGGGCUUGUUUUCAGUUUCCUAUUUAUGGAUUUGUUGAAGAAAUAUGAACUUCCAGCUCCUAAGAAGCAAACACCACCCAUGAGUACCCCCAAAACCACAACUCUAUCUACGAGCACCAUUAACCCCUAUUUUCGAAGUCUGUUAAAACUGCUUGAAUGGCCUGGACCCCCAACUCCUAUCAGUCACUAUAACUCCUCCACUAGUCCUACAAAAUGUAACUACUAUCUGCUGAAUCCACGGAAAGUAUAUAGAAUCGGGGAGAAGCUGGAAGUGAUCAUCAUAGCUCGGGACCACAAUGGUCAACCAAAGCAAUAUGGCGGAGAUUUCUUCCAGGCCAAGCUUCACUCACCAGCCCUUAAAGCUGGAGUGACCGGACAAGUGAAGGACUAUAGAAAUGGCAGCUACCUGGUCACGUUCCUUCUUCCAUGGGAGGGGAAAGCCCAAGUACAGAUCCGGCUCAUUCAUUCCAGUGAAGCUGUUGAUGUUCUGAAGAGGAAAAGAGAAGAUUAUCCAGAAAAGGCCUAUUUCAAUGGGUAUUUCCAGCUUAAUGGUAAAAGUGAGGUGACUGAGUGUAACCUAGAGGUGUCAGGAGACGAGGUGUGCACAUAUAAGUACCCCAGCACCGGAGGCACCUGGCAGUGUCGGCGACCACAGACAUUGCCGUGUAACUCCUUGAUCUAUCAUUCCAUUGGUGGAUUCCGCACAGUAACAAACCAUCUUGAGGACUCUCUACUGAAUAGCUUUGUCACCGACGUGGUUAUAAACGGCUCAGUACCUUCAAUCUAUGUCACCUCAGACAAGACCUCAGUAGUUCUCACCUCCCACCUCUUGGUGUGUAGACGUGGCCAGGAACCUCGGCAGCCCUCCGGAUUCUAUUAUAAUGACAGGUGGACAUCACUUACAUGCUUGGGUCGCCAUUUUCCUCGACCUGCGGAUGCUCUCUCCUGCCUGAAAGGGAAAAACAUCUACAUGUUUGGUGACUCAACGCUACGCCAGUGGUUUGAAUACCUGGAGAGUUUUAUUUCAAGUCUGAAAAGGAUAGACUUGCACGUUAACGACCUGUCAGGACCUCUUAUAGCCGUAGAUGCUGACGCUGGUCUAGUCAUGCGAUGGCGCGCCCAUGGAUUACCUUUCAGGACUACCAAGACUGUAAUGGCCAACAUCCACGAUGAAGUAGCUCACUUGGCUGGGAUUGGUGGAGGGCCCCAGACUGUGAUCAUGCUAAGCUUAUGGGCACAUUUUACCACCUACCCCGUAAGAGUUUACAUAGAACGACUCGAGAGAGUCCGUCAAGAAAUAAGGUCUCUGCUUCUACGAAGCCCUGAGACGACAGUGAUCAUCAAAUCAGCCAACACGGGUUACAAGUCAUUAUAUAUCAGUGACUGGUUGUCUCUUCAGCUGGACAUGUUACUGAGGGCAGCCUUCAAGGGAACCGGGGUCAUAAUCCUGGAUGCCUGGGACAUGACAUCCUGCCACUAUCUUCCUGACAAUAUCCACCCAGGACCUCCAGUCAUCAAGAACGAGGUGGACCUUAUGUUGUCUUAUAUAUGUCCAAAAUGAUCCAAGAACUAUCUGUAGUCAAACAUUCUGCAAUCCUAUGUUUUAGUAGGAACAAUUAACAAUUUAACAAUUAUGAAGUGCAUAAAAGUCACUGUAUACAUGCAUUUUUAUGUGUUGUGUACUGUCUAAGAGUUACAUUCUGUGUUAUACUUCAGAGCUGCACUCACUAUUCUGCUGGUGGGGUGACU